Messenger RNA from Triticum aestivum (bread wheat), 3441 nucleotides. RefSeq lists its product as uncharacterized. Bases 170 to 3037 code for a protein of 955 amino acids. The record is from RefSeq and is a predicted model, not a curated record. The transcript has 25 exons. NCBI's taxonomy places the organism in Eukaryota, Viridiplantae, Streptophyta, Magnoliopsida, Poales, Poaceae.
GACAGAUAGAGAGGCCAGCACUGGUCAGAAGAAACAGAACGCACCAUCACCAAGCGCGAUGAACUGACAGUAGCGAGCGACGAACCCCUGAUCCGGAAUCCCCAAAACCUCGCCUCCCGGUCUCCCCGACGCAGCCGCUGUCCGGCGCCGCGGCGCCCCGCCCGGCGAGAUGAAGAGCCCCUUCCGGCCACGCGCCGCCCCUUUAGUAUCCGCGCUCGUCCUCCUGCUGCUCGCUCUGGUCCCGUCCCCGGAGGCGGCCGAGCCCACCACGCCGGGGACCCGGACGCGCAAACUCGGCCGCGACGCCGGCUCCUCGGUCUUCUCGCUCUUCAACAUGAAGCCCCAGAGCAAGUUCUGGACGGAAUCGGUCAUGCGGACAGAGUUCGAUGACUUGGAGGGCUCGAAGUCAAGGGACUCCAUCAACAUUGGGCUUCUCAACUUCACGAGAGCUGGUAAUGUUGCAAACUAUAUGAACCUGGCGGAAGUUGAUUCGAUAUAUUUUUCAAUCCCUGUCAACUUCAUCUUUAUGGGAUUUGAUGGCAAAGGGGGCCAUGAGUUUAAGUUGGGACGUGAAGAACUAGAGCGCUGGUUUACAAAAAUUGAUCACAUAUUUGAGCAUACGAGAAUCCCUCCAGUUGGAGAAGUUCUUAGCCCGUUCUAUAAGACUACCGUUAAGAGACUAAAGAAAUAUGAUCUUCCUUUAGUCAGCCACGUGAAUCACAAUUUUUCUGUGCAUGCAAUACAUAUGGGAGAAGAUAUCAUGUCUGUCUUUGAACAUGCUGUAAAAGUUCUAUCACGCAGAGAAGAUCUCACAGAUCCCAGUGAAAGUGGGGCGGCGAUUUGGCAAGUGGACAGUGAUCAAAUGGAGCAUGUAUUUUCAACACUUGUUGAUCACCUUCAGAUACAAGAAGCAUACAACAUCUUCAUUCUUAACCCCAAGCCUAUUGAAAAGAGUACUCAGUAUGGAUAUCGGAAGGGCUUCUCCGAGUCUGAGAUCAACUUACUGAGGGAGAAUAAGACCCUGCAAGCUCGGAUACACCAAUCUAAAAGGGACCCAAAACUCUAUCUUGAUAUAGAGAAGGGAGUCAACAAAAGGCCCUUGUAUGAAAAUCACCCCCUGUCAUCAUUUUCAUGGACCACAACUGACAACGUGGAUAUGGGUGAUUGGUCAAAACAGUGCAAGGAAGCCUUAAGCGGUUUUGAACUGUUGAAGGCAGGAAAGAGUAAAGAGGACAUUAUUUAUGACAAAGCUGUUCAGAUAUUACACGGUGCAAAAGAUGAGCUGCAUGAUGUUCUAGAGAGCGCACUCAUGUCCAGUGAUUUGAAGGGUUUGCAUGCUGAAUGCCUUACAGAUAUAUGGGUCGGCAGAAACAGGUUUGCUUUUGUUGAUCUUACUGCCGGACCAUUUUCCUGGGGCCCUGCUGUCGGUGGGGAUGGUGUUCGUACAGAACUUACUCUGCCAAAUGUGGCAAAAACUGUUGGGGCUGUCGCAGAAAUCACAGAGGAAGAGGCUGAAGAAAGUCUACAAGAUACAAUCAGAGAAAGGUUUUCUUCUGUUGGCGAGGAUUACCAUGCGGUGGAUAUCCUAUUGGCAGAAAUUGAUGUAUAUGAACUUUUUGCUUUCAAGCAUUGCAUGAAAAGAAGGAUACAACUUGCCCUUUGCAAAGAACUCGAUCAGAGAAUGCACGAGCUGAAAAAUGAACUGGAGGGCUACCAUAGUGGAGAUUCUGAAGAAAUUAAUAAGAAGAAAGCUCUUGAUGCCCUGAAGAGGAUGGAAAAAUGGAACUUGUUUAAAGAUACCUCUGAGGAACAUCAUAGUUACACAGUGGCUCGUGAUUCAUUUCUUGCACACCUGGGGUCAACAUUAUGGGGCUCUAUGAGGCAUGUAAUUGCUCCAUCUGUUUCUCACAGAGCAUACCAUUACUAUGAGAAGCUAUCAUUUCAGUUGUACUUCGUCACACAAGAGAAAGCCAGGAACAUAAAGCAGUUGCCCAUUAAUGUAAAAUCCAUCAGAGAUGGCCUUAGUUCUUUGUUGUUACCAUCUCAGAAGUCAAUGUUUACCCAACACAUGCUGUCAUUGUCAGAGGAACCAGCAUUGAUGAUGGCAUUUUCUAUGGCUCGCCGUGCAGCCGCGGUUCCACUUCUAUUGGUCAAUGGUACCUAUAGGUCCACAGUCCGUACAUACCUGGAUUCUGCCAUUCUCCAGCACCAGUUACAGAAGUUAAGUGAGCAAACUUCACUUAAAGGAGAACAUACAAAUCACAGGUCAACAUUGGAGGUUCCAGUAUUCUGGUUCAUACAUAGUGAACCCCUAUUACUGGAUAAACAUUACCAAGCUAAGGCUCUUUCAAACAUGGUCGUCGUGGUUCAGUCAGAUGUCGAUUCUUGGGAAAGCCACAUACAAUGCAAUGGGAGGUCAAUCUUAUGGGAUUUGAGGAAACCAGUUAAGGCGGCUAUUGCUGCAUCUGCUGAGUAUGUAUCUGGUUUACUUCCUAUGCAUCUGGCUUAUAGCUCAGCUCAUGAAACUGCAUCAGAGGACUGGACAUGGUCUGUGGGUUGUAAUCCCUUAUCUAUUAGUUCUAAAGGUUGGCGACUUUCAGAAUUUCAGCAAGAUGUGAUCGCUCGGAACUAUAUUAUUACUGGAGUGGAGGAAUCCAUACGAGUAGUCAAUUCAGCAAUUCAACGAUUGAUAACAGAGAGGACAUCUGAACAAGGCUUUAAAAUUUUCAAGACCAAGGAGAGCGUGAUGGUUGAAAAAUACAAUUCCGUUGUUAACAUGUGGAGAAGGGUUGCCUUUAUGUCUAGAGGGUUGCGGUAUGGUGAUGCGGUAAAGCUCAUGUCGUCGCUCGAGGAGGCUUCUAAUGGAUUUUCUCAUGCUGUGAACUCAACCAUCUCAAAUCUACACCCUGCAAAAUGUGCUCGUCAAAGGAAAAUUGACGUACAGCUAGACAUGACAACCAUCCCUGCUUUUAUAGUUGUUUUUGGGUUGCUUUGGUUUCUUUUGCGACCAAGGAGGCCGAAGCCCAAGAUCAACUGAGCACAGUAAUUUUCAACUUGGGUAUACAGUUUGACAUGAUCCUUGUAAAUGCUUGCACCAUGGGUGAUAUCUUCCGUGGAGGUCUAAAAAGGCGACAGGACAGACUCAAGCAAUGCCUAGAUGCAGCACACAGGGGUUCGACCCUCAGUCACACCCUCUUUAUUUAGAUGACAAGGGGGCUUGCGGGCCCAUCAUUUUAGAACAGCUGACACAGAAAGGGUGUAAACAUGCACUGGACGGUGCAUACCUUUUUGGGCUCUAUUUUCUUGCAUGGUUAACUGAAUCCAUCUUACCAAAACCUGAACUGGGGUUCAUCUUACCCUCGAGUCCUUGAACAUGAUACCUAUGUGCACUGCCCGUCGAUUUUCUUGAUAAAGUUUACCGGGGAAAAGUAUCUUGUCACA